AUGGCCGAUAUAAACAAGAAGGACUCUAUGGAUAUUCAGCAGAACCCCGAACCUGCAGAUUUUCAAGCCAGGCUCGAUCCCACAAACGUCGGCAACAAGCAUUUUCGUAGUCAGUCAGAUAUGACUCACAGAGCGCAACAACCGAUGUUUGUUCCUACGAAAUCACCUCCUCCUGCUUAUAACGCGAAAGCUCCAGCACCUCCUCUUGCAGUAACAUUUCGAGAGACUGGCGGGGGCCCAAGCGUGGAGGAGCAAUGUACGAUAGAAUAUAUCCGAUCAUUUCUCGGGUCGUCGGAUUUCAACGAGGAUCUAUGCCUGAAAGCCAUCAGGCAUCCUCGACUACGUAGUCAGAAGAAUAACAAUGAGGAAGAGUAUCUACAAGAAGUUGUUGGAGUUUAUAUGGAUGAACUGAAUCAGACUAAUGAGAAGCAACAACGCUCACAAACUCCGCGUCCGGUCCAGACCUGCGCUAAUCGACCCAUGCAGACCAUUGAAGAAGCUGCCGCUGAGAUGGCACAGCAAGGUGGAGCCGUUCAUGUGGUUCCUACAACAUGCACUGGCUCCACUGCUACGUCCACAGCUACUCCCAUGCCAGCGCUACCGUCUGCAGCUGAGAGAGAACAGAGUGACAUAGAAAAAGCCAUAGCCGAAUCUCUCAUUUCACAAGGCCCACCUGGGAAUCGCUCUUAUAACUCAUCACUACCAGCAAAUCCUGAAGAGAUGCUCAGAAAAGAAGGCGUAUCGGUUGGCCUACAUAACACCGGUAACACAUGCUGGUUUAACGUUGUAGCUCAACUGCUGUUCCACUUGCCUCGAUUUCGACGUGUAGUCUACGAAUAUGUUCCUCAAAGUUCUGACAUAGUAAAUGAGGAACAAGCAACCGAAGGCGAUUUGGUUGACAAAAUGCGCUUUCUUUUUGCAAGUAUGGACAUAGGAAAUAGGCGAUACAUUGAUCCAUCAGAAGCAUUGAAAAUUGUUAGUGCAUUGGCUGCCCGAAGCAGAAGCGACGUCAUACUUGGACGCCAGCAGGAUGCUUCUGAAAUGAUGUCGAGCUUGAUGGAAUGGAUGGAAAAGGGUUUGGCUACACCCAGUGUGGAAGAUGAGCACAUGAAGGAUGCCGCAGCAGAGAUCAUCGGUGCUCCGCAAAUUUCGACACCACUUACGACCAGCCGUAGUUUUGAUGUGAUGGAAACCUCACCUGCAGCAUCGAUAGAGCCGACUCCUGUCAUUGGCGACGGCAAUGUUUCAAAUCAGAAGGAAGAGGCAAAGGUUGAAAGUAUGGUUACUGACCAACCAGCUCCUGGGCCGCCAUCACGAACGCAUCUUGAUUGGAUACGUGAUCUGUUUCAUGGGUAUCAGGCAGAACGGGCUACGAAUGAUAAAAGUUGGACAAAACUGGAGUACACUUCUUUGUUCCCUAUCCACGUUUCUCAUGGAAAUCUCCAUGACGCUCUCGAAGCACACCAGUUUCUUAACGAUUCUGGAAAGGAGCCAUGGUUCGAGUCGUUACCCGCUGUUUUGAUUUUCUCUCUGGGUCGUUAUUUUUUCAACGGAACGAAAGGAGAAACAGAAAAGCUCAACAUGCGAUUCCAUUUUCCUCGUACCAUCUUCAUGGAUCGCUAUAUGGCGAGCAACUACGAUAUCGUGUCUCGUUUGCGCGAGGAAAGAAAUCGACUGCGCAAUGAGCUAUCUGACGUUCGUGCUGCUUUGAAAGGGAUGAAUGAGUUUCCUAUUGGCGAUCAUACGGACAGGAUCGUGAAUAUUUUGAAAGCUACACUACGGUUCGUGGAGGGAGAGAAGUCUGAUAGUGGUGCAAGUGAGAAAAUGGAUGAUGACACGUGUCCUAUUCCUUUGGCUGGCCCAGCUAGUAAGGCUCAAUCUUUUGUGGAAGAUAAACCACCCAUUGCACCAACCGCCACGAACUUGGCUCAGCUGUAUGGAUUUAUGCCUGAGCUGGAGAACUCUAUCAACGAGUUACGAACGAAGCAUAAGCAGCUACAAAUGCGCGAGGGGGAAUUGCUGAAGGCGAUUGAUGAGAUCUAUGAAAUUGAGGAAUUGAAGCAUCGCGGAUACCACCUUCAUGCUGUGGCAAUCCAUCAAGGCCAUGCUAAUGCAGGACACUACUGGGCGUAUGUUAGAAAGGGAGUUGACGAUGACCAUUGGGAGAAGUUCAACGAUCAAAGAGUGGAAAGUGCCGCUUGGAGCGAUAUCGAAGCGGAAGCGGUCGGAGGUACACGAACAACAUCUGCAUACUUCCUCUUGUACGUCAGCUCAGCUGCGGAACCAUGGCUUUUUGCGGAUGACUGCACAGCUUCAAAGUUUCUGGCUGAGGAUGUCCGCCAAUUGGUCUUUGCCGACAAUGAGGCUCUCGAAAGUCAAAUCGAGCACUACCGUUGCACUCAAAAUGAGGAUGCUCGAGGGAAUGCUGAUGUGUAUGAGGUACCAAACGAAGACCGCGGAAAUGGAUUUUCACCAGUUCCGCCUCCUAUCAACGACAAUGAGCAGAUGCUUAGUGCUACACCAACGGAAGCGGCGUUGGCUGAUCAUGAGAACCUGGCUGUAGCUCUAAAGAUGUAUUGUGAGCCUUGGAUUGAUGAAUCAACAUUUGAAAUGGAGCGGCGAAAGCUGUUUGCAAUCAUGGAGUUCAACAAGGCGACUUACCCAAACAAUGUAACACCUGAGAUUGUUUAUGAAAAUCAGGCCAAGUUGCUCUAUCUCAAUGUUCUGAAACCAAUGUUCAUCGCAUUGAUGCGAAAAACCGAGGCUGCUGGUUUGGAAGUGAAACUUAUGGAAAUUUAUAACAAGGUGAUCAGCAACUUUUACAAUGAGAUAGACAACGUACCAUGCAAUAACGCACAAGCUCGUCCUCUUCGAAGCCUACCAGAGUUUUACUACACUAUGGGUUAUCGGUAUCCCGCUAAAACAAUGCGUUUUGCCCUUGUUAAGGCGUUUACCUAUUCAGAAAUCGAAGAUGUGGCAAGAUGUGCACGUGAUGAAAUUGCCGAGUUCGUAAAAAUACCUUUCGCUCCUCACUACAUCGUGCUUUUCCAACGGGCAUCUCAUUUGUAUGAUCUUGUAAAGACUCUGUGGAGUGUUGUGCGGCUAGUGGCAACCGAUAUCAAUCGCAACAACGCUGCAAAUUUGCCAAGAUUGUCUUCGAAAGCGAUCGAGACUUUGGUGAAGCUUUUAAAAAUGGCGAGAUGUGUCACUCAUGUAUACGACCGUGUCUACAUAGAAAUCGGCAACAUUCAGGGAGUACAAUACCAGCAGCAUGCGGAAUGUGCUAUACCAGGUCAUAUCAUCCGUGGGCUCAAUAUAAUUCCAGUAUUGAGCUUGUUUGCUACGAUAGUCCAAUAUUUGGUUGAUCGUGUUGCACCACGAGAAGAUAUUGCCCAGUUUCUACUUGGUUCACUGCUCUCUUUCGAACUCGCGGUCCAUCGUUUGGCCUUGUGGGCUCGAGAAGGAUGCAGGGAUUCAGAUAAGAUAAUAUGUCACAUAAACGACACCCUAAGCAUGAUUGGAGCGGUUUUCCCAAAUACGGCAGCUGCUAAUCAGAAAAGGGAAAUAACACGGAGGAUCCAUGGUGCAACUCAACCGGAUCGUCAUUUUGAAGUUCCAUAUCAGACGUGCAUCUCACAAGCAACGGAUAUAUGUCAUGAAAUGGAGCAGGUCAGCUAUCAAUUGUCGAUACUAGGAUUGGCAGAUCAUACGGAAGCGGACAAUGUAUAUACGAGAAUGAUGGCCGUUGUCAGUGAUAUCAUCAAUAAUGCGAUGCAAUACGAUGAAAAAACCACUGCAUCCAGUCAAACGAGCGCUUUCUAA
Molecule: messenger RNA, 3822 nt
Organism: Cylicocyclus nassatus
Lineage: Eukaryota; Metazoa; Nematoda; Chromadorea; Rhabditida; Strongylidae
Source: the annotation of a GenBank genome assembly